ACAAAAGACGAAGAUCUCAAAGUUGCACAGUUGAGAAAAAUAUCUCUUCUUAUUGAAAAGGCAAGAAUUGACAAGAAGCAUCAUGUUCUAGAAAUUGGAUGCGGUUGGGGAAGCUUAGCUAUUGAAAUUGUGAAGCAAACUGGUUGUCAUUAUACUGGCAUUACUUUGUCUGAACAACAAUUAGAAUAUGCACAGAAGAAAGUAAAAGAUAUUGACCUUCAGGAUCAGAUCAAUUUUCUUCUUUGUGACUAUCGACAAUUAUCGAAAAUGAAGAAAUAUGAUAGGAUUAUAUCAUGUGAGAUGAUAGAAGCUGUUGGCCACGAGUUCAUGGAAGAUUUUUUUGGUUCUUGUGAAUCAGUGUUAGCAGAAAAUGGUCUUUUUGUUCUGCAGUUCAUAUCAAUACCGGAUCAACGUUAUGACGAACAUCGUCUAAGUCCUGAUUUUAUGAAGGAAAUAUUUCCAGGUGGAUGCCUUCCAUCAUUAAAUAGAGUAACAACAGCCAUGGUUGCAGCAUCAAGACUUUGUGUGGAACAUUUAGAGAAUAUUGGAAUUCAUUACUAUCAAACAUUGAGGUGUUGGAGAAAGAAUUUCAUAAAUAAUAAGAGCAAGAUACUCGAGCUCGGAUUUGAUGAAAGUUUCAUACGCACUUGGAUAUACUAUUUUGAUUAUUGUUCCGCUGGUUUUAAAUCACACACUAUUGGAGAUUAUCAAAUCGUAUUUUCAAGGCCUGGAAAUAUUGCAACAUUCAGCGAUCCAUAUCAAGGAAUUCCUUCAGCAAAUUGAAUUGAUUUUAAUAAGAAUUUUAAGGUGUAAGGUUCUCUUUUCAUUUGCAAUUUAUUACUUUGUAAGGAAUAAAAAUCAUACAUUUUACUCCUAAAUUUGAACUUUUUAUAAGAAUUACCAAUACCAAACAGUGAUAUAAAUUUUACCCCGAAUAUUAUAGAUUAGUUAAAAAGGUUUGGACCAAACUAUAAUUGUUUAUGUAAUGUAUUUGUUUCAAACUCAAUCUCUACCAUUUGAAAUAUAUAUAUAUAAAUAUUUUUAA
Molecule: messenger RNA, 1045 nt
Organism: Benincasa hispida (wax gourd)
Lineage: Eukaryota; Viridiplantae; Streptophyta; Magnoliopsida; Cucurbitales; Cucurbitaceae
Source: RefSeq, a predicted model, not a curated record